GCCGCGCGCACGCGCCGAUCCACGUCCCGCGGCCGCGACACUCGUCUCUUCUGCAGAGCGAUGUGCUCCAAAGUCAGCCACAUACAGACGGACGCCUGUCUCAUCCGGUGAUGCUGCACUCGGAUCUUACAAACCUACUCAUUCCCUUCACCACGAUAACGAUCGUCUUCCGUGCAGAUGGAGACCAUUAUGACGACCACUAAGCACGAAUAUCACUUCGAAGGCGAGGCGGAUUGCGGCGCGGAGGGCGCGGGCGGCGGCGAGGCAGAGAGCCCGCCCCCCCUGCCGGCGUUCGGCUACGCCCACCAGGGCGGGCUGUCGCCGUCCCACUCGCGCAGCUACCAGGAGCUGCGGCCGGCGGCACACGCGCGCGACAUGCAGACCUACCCGCACCUCGAGGAGACGCUGUUCAAGCCGGCGGGCACGCCGGCCUCCACCGACGGCGGCAGCGUGCUCAUCUUCCGCCGCAGCCCCGAGAUGAGCCCGUCGCCGGAGCGCCGCGACGACUACCGCUCCGUGCACCCUUACGAGGCCUACACGCCGGGCCCGCCGCCCGCCUACGCCCACGAUCACCAUCAUCACGUCGACGGAGGCGGCGGUGGCAGCGGCGUGUACGCCCGCUGUGCGUAUCCCGGCAGCGCGCCCUACUUCGGCAACGGCGCCGACCUCUCGUCGCAGCCGCAGAUUUGGACCUCUAGUGCAGGCGGAUCGCCGUCGUACGGCGGGUCGAGUGGCAGCGCGCCGGGCGCGGUCCUGGAGGAGUACGGCGACGGUGCCGGCUCGGGCUCCGGAGGCGCCGGCGGCUCGCCCGGCAGUGGCGGCGCGUUACCCGCCUUUAACACCCGCUUCGGUGGGACGCCCUUCGCUUGUGCCACCUCGCGCCCUUCCACAGUCUACGGGACCACAGCUUUGUCUUCUAACGCCUAUGUGCCCCAGGAAGUAUGGUUAGAAGGCAGUCGCCGACAGUACUCUGCCGCCGCCAAUCUGUCAGCAAUCGAGAUGGCGGAGAUAUUCACGGAGGGGCGCGAGUGCGUGAACUGCGGCGCCAUCGACACGCCGCUGUGGCGGCGCGACGGCACCGGCCACUACUUGUGCAACGCGUGCGGCCUCUACAACAAGAUGAACGGCAUGAACCGGCCGCCCAAGCAGCCCCGCCGGCUGGUACGUCAGCGGCACGCGGCGCACGCCGUGCCCGCGCCCGCCAACGACAUGGGAACGAAGAGGCCUGGCCUAUCGUGCAGCAACUGCCACACGACCAUGACGUCCCUGUGGCGCCGGAACGCGCACGGGGAGACCGUCUGCAACGCCUGCGGCCUCUAUUACAAGCUACACAACAUCAACCGCCCUAUGGCCAUGAAGAAAGACUCCAUACAGACGAGAAAGCGAAAGCCUAAGAACAGCCUGAAAGCGGAGCGCAGCUUGAAAAAUUUAACCCAACACUCGCAUUCCACUGCUGUCAAAAUGGAAAAUCUCUUGGACGCGGGGGCAACGGCGGCGUCGACCGUGGGCGAGAGCAGUCGGGGGCUGUCACUGGGCUACUACGUGCAGCAGCAGCUGAAACGAGAGGAGCCGCCGCCGGCGCACGGCGGCGCGCUAGUGCACCACGCGCACGCGCCCGCGCUCCUCCACCACGUGCACGCGCAGCAACUCUACGAGGACGAGUUCCGACGCGCACCCGAGACCGCUGAUCGCCUAGAACGCCCCACCGUCGUCUCCAUCGGCAGCUGAGCUCGUCCUCUGAGAAUCCUGACACCUCCGACGAGUCGCUCGAGGCGAACCUUUCGAGGGACGCGAUGACGACUACGGAUAUCUAUCAAUGGUGCGCGUGAUCGUUCAAAUAAAGAAUGAGUUUCGGUGACUUUGGUUAAAAAACCUACCUAGUAUGUGCUAAACUCAAAUCAGGGUACAAAAGUAUAAUGUCAUAAAUAUUUGCUGUUGUUAUACGUAUAAGUAGCGAUUCAUUAAUAUGUCAUCAACGUGACACUACGGCGGAACAAACUGGAGUUAGCUAGGAAAACUCACCGACUCCUUGCGUAAAAUAAUAUAUUUUAAACGUUGAGAAUAAUAAUAUAGAAUCUCACUUAGUUAAGCAAGUACUUUAUUUAGUAAAGUAGGGUAGGUUAGGAAUGUGAGCGAGUUCGACCAAAGAGUCGUAUUAGCUAGUUGACCAAAUAUUCAAUGUGUACAGUCGGAUAUUAUUAUUUUGUAAAUAUUUACAUCUUCCAUAUUCGAGGAUUAUUUACUAGACACGUAUGUGCACAAGUCUUAAACUUAUAAUAUACAUAUGUAUGUACCUAUAUAGUUUUAUCUAAAUGUCUAAUAUGAAAAUGAUCCGCCAGAUUGAAGGUCACAGUUUAUGUAGUCCGGUGCGAAGUAAUCAUUAUUUAGUUUAUGUAGAAUCUACAUGUACAUUGUAGAUUAUUAAGUUGAUAUAUUUGUAACUGCAAUUACAUUUAUAAAAGAUAAUUUACUCACACCUGUCAACAUAAGUGAGACGAAUUUAAGUUCAAAUACUGAGCGUCACAUUUAGUUUAAUUGUUUGUGUUUAUUAUUGUUACCAAAUAUUAAUCUCGUAAAUAAUACGAGUACCUACGACUGCCUGCCUUCCUUCCACACACGCUAGAGGACGGAGCAUCCCGCCCCACCUGUGCAAAAUGCCGCAAGGAGGCUAUCGUGUUUUAUAUUACCAACUUCUUGUUGUAGUAUAACUCCAAACUCCAUGACUUUGUUAAACAUUCCUUAAAUUUAUUACACUUAAGCAUUGUAGAAAUAAUAAGAUAGUCUCUAAUUCGACUGAUACUUGUAUAAAUGAAGAUGGAUUGUGUAUAAGCAACGUUUUUGAACUCGCAUCAAGUACCUAAUGGAGAUCAAUGUCGUAGACGUGAAGUCGUGAACGUGCCUACACUGUAAAUACACAUAUUAUAUGUUGAAACAUUCCUUCCCUAGAUUUUAUUGCAGUUUUUGUGUGCCGGUAAAUACAAUAAAAACAGUGAAUGACCAUUUACAACUUUACCCUGCAAGUAUAAAGCGGUACAUAAACGGAAAGGAAUUUGAUAACUCGAGGUAUAAAAUUGAAGAAAUUUGAUCUUAAAAUAGAAUUAAGUACAAAAGGUUCAAUUUCUUAAUUUUUUCCCGCCAGUUAUCAACUUCUUCCCGCCGUGUACGGAAAGGUCGUCACUGAUCAAACAUUCAUCAAAUCAGUGAUAAUCAAGCAAUUAUUUAAUAUCUGAGUACUGCUCGUUUUUUCUAAUUAUGUAUAAUUUUUAAUUCAUCGUUCAAUAGGGUUAAAUGACACAAUUACCCUGCAGGGCGAAAAUGGCCGGUAUAACGGUACAAUGUAGGUAAUGGAAUUUCAUGCUCAGUAAUAUAGUUACGGCCAGGCAAAUCGAAUACACAUGUAAUGACGCACUUUAAUUGGUAAUAAGGUGUUACUGCCAUAACGCAGUAGUCCAGCAGGUAGAAAUUCCUUGUAACGGUCCUUAGAUUACGUCGUAAUUAAGGUCUGUUACAAGGAAUGUCUACCCUAGUUGAUAAAUUGAACAUAGGUUGUCUAGCUUAACCCGGAACGGAGUGGUGUCGCCCUUAUUGACAACCGACAUUGUGAUACCUUUAGUCUGACAACGUUAGGUACAUAUAGUAGGUAACCCCUAUAAAUUUAACAUGUUAAAUAUUUACAUCAUUACAUUAUUAUAUUUGUCAGGACUUACUCAUCUUCACCUUCAAUGCCUUUUAGAUUGUACGCUAGUAAACCAUGUUUGUCACUGUAAAAAGGUACGAAAUCGUACAUUGACCGUAACACUGUAAACAGGCUGUUAAGGAUUUCAAUGACACAAUUUUUAUUUUUUUCGAAAAUACAAGUAGUUAGGCCUUAAACAAAACAUCAUAGAUCUGAUUGUAACCUCUCUAAGUGUCUUGACUGUGCCUCAUGAAAUAGUUCCUUAUAUUGUUGAUGUAACUCGUUUGUAUUUUAUUUGUGUAGUAAGAAACUGCAUGUUAAAGAAGAAUAUUAAUAUUAUAUAUUAUGACGUUAAAUGAAAUUUAUACUGAAAUUUGAUUUAGGUAAUUUGAAUGUGUUGCUUGUUAAAGAAGUGGCUUUUGCUGGCAUUAACUUAGUAGAGCUAAAACGUACGGAAAUAUCCUUACGAUUGGUAUUUAUAAGUAAAUAAAAAAUAAACAUAUUAGCUGAUGCCAACAUUAGCCACACCAUCUUUAUCUUACACCGUGUAAAUAUUAUGUUAGCAAUGCUUUCAAUUAAAUAACUACACUCAA
Molecule: messenger RNA, 4269 nt
Organism: Cydia fagiglandana
Lineage: Eukaryota; Metazoa; Arthropoda; Insecta; Lepidoptera; Tortricidae
Gene: Gata-beta
Product: transcription factor BCFI-like
Exons: 9
Coding region: 178-1728 (516 amino acids)
Biological process (GO): positive regulation of transcription by RNA polymerase II; cell fate commitment; negative regulation of transcription by RNA polymerase II
Molecular function (GO): RNA polymerase II cis-regulatory region sequence-specific DNA binding; DNA-binding transcription factor activity, RNA polymerase II-specific; zinc ion binding
Source: RefSeq, a predicted model, not a curated record